Schizophyllum commune H4-8 is the source of this 2871-nucleotide messenger RNA. RefSeq lists its product as uncharacterized. Gene Ontology annotation, biological process: COPII-coated vesicle cargo loading; endoplasmic reticulum to Golgi vesicle-mediated transport; intracellular protein transport. NCBI's taxonomy places the organism in Eukaryota, Fungi, Basidiomycota, Agaricomycetes, Agaricales, Schizophyllaceae. The transcript is spliced from 8 exons. The coding region runs from base 1 to 2871 and encodes 956 amino acids. The record is from RefSeq and is a predicted model, not a curated record. Gene Ontology annotation, cellular component: endoplasmic reticulum exit site; COPII vesicle coat. Gene Ontology annotation, molecular function: SNARE binding; zinc ion binding.
AUGGCGACGCCCGCUCAGCAACUUCCUCCAGGAUGGGUCGCGGAAUGGGAUCCCAACGCACAGCGUUACCUCUUCAUUGAGUCCGCAACCGGCCAGACCCAGUGGGAACUCCCCGGAGCUCCAGGCGCCCCCAAUCCCGCUGGCUCACCCCCGCCGGGCUCGCACCAUCACACAAAACGGCGCCAAUACGCGGCUGGUCAAACUCAGGCAUACUACGGCACGGAGGGAGGCGGCGGCGGCUAUCAAGAGCCCGCAGGAUACGGCGCUGUUCCCGUCGCGGGCACACCCAUUCCAGGCCAGCCCCCCGUGCACCCUGCGUACGCGUCGCCCCCAGCGCCAGGCGGUCAGCUCUUCACUCCCGGGUUAUCGGGCGAGGCGCCCGUGCCUGUCGCCCAGCCCUCGUAUUUCGCACCGCCCCAGGAUGGCGCGCCGUCGAUGAUCAGCCCUGCGGACCAGUUUGCGUACCCGCAGGGCGCGCCAGCUGCAGCCGCGCCGCCAGGCGUCGCGGGACUCACCAGCCAGUUCGGCCAGAUGGGCCUCGGCGGCGGCGACGCGUACAAGCCCUUCCAGCUCUACACCACGAAUCUGCUAACCUCGCCGCCUGACGCGCGUGACCUCGUUCGUCCACCUCCCGAGAUUCGUCUUCCUCCCAAUGCGAGCGUGUCCCCCUCGCCGCUCGCCAAUGCCGACGCGUCAUACCAGCGUAGCACGAUCAACGCGAUCCCAACAUCGUCCUCCCUGCUCGCCAAGUCAAAGCUGCCCUUCGGCCUCGUCCUUACGCCGUACCGUUCGGUCAAGGAGGAUGAAGCCGUGCCGGUUGUGACGGACACGAUCAUCGCGCGUUGUCGUCGCUGCCGGACCUACAUCAACCCUUACGUGCAGUUCAUCGACGGCGGGAACCGCUGGCGCUGCUGCAUGUGCAACAUGUCGAACGAGGUCCCGCAGCUCUUCGACUGGGAUCAGGUCAGGAAUCAGCCGGGCGACCGUUGGGCGCGCCCUGAGUUGAACUACGGCGUCGUCGAGUAUGUCGCGCCGGCGGACUACAUGAUUCGCCCGCCGCAGCCGCCGACAUACGUCUUCCUGAUCGACGUCAGCCAUCCCGCCGUACAGUCAGGUAUGGUGGCCACCGCCGCGCGCGCGAUCCUCGAGAACCUGGAGCGCAUCCCGGACGAGGAUGGGCGCACGAAGAUCGCCAUCAUCUGCUACGACGUCUCGCUGUACUUCUUCUCUAUGCCGCCUGGAACCACUGACUGUGCCAUGCUCGUCGUCUCUGACACCGACGACGUCUUCUUGCCCAAGCCGACCGACUUGCUCGUCAACCUUGCAGAAGCACGCGCUUCACUUGAGUCCCUCCUGGGCCGUCUGCCCGACAUCUUCGCUGAGAACAGCAUCAUCGGUAGCGCCAUGGGUCCGGGGUUGCAGGCAGCAUACAAGCUGAUGUCUGCAUUCGGUGGCAAGAUCAUCGUACUGUCUGCCAGCUUGCCCAACAUCGGUGCCGGUGCGCUCAAGAACCGGGAGGACCCGAAGAUCUUGGGCACCUCGAAGGAGUCGAGCCUCUUGCAGGCGGCGUCGCCGUUCUAUAAGACAUUUGCUAUCGACUGCUCUCGUGCGCAAAUUACGGUGGACAUGUUCUUGUUCAGCGCAUCAUACCAGGAUGUCGCAAGUCUUGCCUGCCUGCCGCAUUACACUACCGGCCAGACCUUUUACUACCCAUCCUUCAACGCGGCACGGUCAGAAGACGCUGUCAAGUUCGCGCACGAGUUCGGCGCGGUGCUCGCUAUGCCGAUCAUGUUGGAGGCUGUUAUGCGUGUGCGUGCGUCGCGCGGGUUGCGGAUGGCGUCGUUCCACGGCAACUUCUUCGUGCGCUCGACCGACCUGCUUGCGAUGCCGACUGUGCCGCAAGACCAGUCGUACGCGAUCGAGGUGCAGAUUGAAGAGAACAUCUCUUCGCCGUUUGUGGUCUUCCAGACUGCGGUGUUGCAUACUAGCUGCUAUGGCGAGCGCAGAAUUCGUGUCAUUACCACCGCCUUGCCGACGACGUCCAAUUUGUCCGAGCUCUUCGCAUCCGCAGACCAAGUCGCGCUCGCCACGCUCCUCGCCAACAAGGCCGUCGAGCGCACGCUGACGCACAAGCUCGAGGACGCCCGUGAUGGCCUCUUCCAGCGCCUCGUCGACAUCCUCGUCGCCUACCGCAACAGCAUGACCGCGGGCGGCGCGGGCGCGUCCUCGCAGCUUGCGAUCGCGGAGAACAUGAAGAUGCUGCCCGUGCUCGUGCUGGGCUUGCUCAAGAACGUCGGCAUCCGGCAGAGCGCGCAGAUCCCGCCCGAUAUCCGCGCGUACGCGCAGGCGCUGCUGACGUCGCUGCCGAGCCAGCUGUUGAUCCCGUACAUCUACCCGAACUUCUACUCGCUGCACAAUAUGCCGCCAGAGGCGGGCGUCGUGGGCGAGGCGGGGGUGAUGCUGCCGCCGCCGCUGCCGCUGUCGAGCGAGCGGCUGGAGAGGCAUGGGCUGUACUUGAUUGAGGACGGGCAGACGAUGUUCUUGUGGAUCGGGCGGGACGCGGUGCCGCAGCUGGUGAUGGAUGUGUUCAAUCUGCCGAGCUAUGAGGUGUUGAGGGGAGGGAAGACGACCCUGCCGCUGCUCGACAACCCGUUCUCGCAGCGCAUCAACGCGAUCAUCCAGAAGACGCGCGAGAUGCGCCGGGGGCCGUACUACCCGCACCUAUACGUCGUCAAGGAGGACGGAGAGCCCGCGCUAAGGUUGUGGGCGCUGAGCAUGCUCAUCCAGGACCGCGCGGACGUGCUCCCGAGCUACUCGCAGUUCUUGACGUCGAUUCGGGAAAAGGUCAACGGAGGCAGCGGCGGAUACUGA